Molecule: messenger RNA, 2650 nt
Organism: Diatraea saccharalis (sugarcane borer)
Lineage: Eukaryota; Metazoa; Arthropoda; Insecta; Lepidoptera; Crambidae
Source: the annotation of a GenBank genome assembly
GUCAUUUCUGUCAUUUCAUUCAGUGCCGAGAAAUUUUCGUCUUUUCUUUUUCUUUUGCGUAGCCCUGUGGCCAGAAUAUUAAGAAAUCAUGGCUGAUAACCAGUCUAGCGAUUACAAUACUUGCGUAGUGUGUUUCAAGAACGUCUUAUAUUUCUCGAUUGGAGAAUGUGAUCAUCCCGUAUGCUUUGAAUGUUCUACCCGAAUGAGAGUACUUUGCCUCCAAAAUGAAUGCCCAAUAUGUCGCCAAGACCUUAACAGGGUUGUUUUUACUGAUUCUAUUCAGCCUUAUAAAGAACUACGUAAUAAAGUGUUCACGGAUCGAUUGUUUGAGAGACAGUUCAAAAUAGGGUUUUGUAGUCAAGAUAUAAAGAAUGCCUAUGACAAAUUACUGGAAAAUCGCUGUAAACUAUGCGAUAACAUACCACCAUUCCGGACAUUCAGUAUGUUAAAUGACCACAUGAGAAAAGUUCACGAAAGAUAUUUCUGUGAUCUUUGUGUUAAGCAUUUGAAGAUAUUUACUGGUGAAAGAAAAUGUUACACACGCCAAGAGCUAGCUCAUCAUAGACGCAAAGGCGAUUUAGAUGACACAUCUCAUAGGGGCCAUCCUUUAUGUGAAUUCUGUGAAGAACGCUUUAUGGAUGCCGAUGAACUCUACCGACAUCUUAGGAAGGAACAUCUAUAUUGUCACCUGUGUGAUGCGGAUGGUCGUAAUUUGUAUUACGCGUCGCACUCUGCGCUUGCGCAACAUUUUCGGACAGAUCAUUACCUCUGCGAGGAAGGUGAAUGUGCAGGACAGCACCUUACUGCUGUAUUCAGGAGUGAGAUUGAUCUUAAAGCCCAUAAGGCGACAGUGCACGGUCGAGGCAUGAACCGGGGAGCUGCUCGUCAAGCACGUACACUGGAAUUGCAGUUUAAUAUCACACCUCAUCCUGUUGCUCAGAGAACUCCGAGGGACCGUGAACGUGAGCGUACCGAAGCCCCGAGCCCGCCCCCAGUAGUGGCCACACCGAACAUUGAUACGCGAAGCGACGAACAGUUCCCGCGUCUAUCUUCCACACCCGCUGCCCCGAAUCUUGUGCUCACUGCGCCCUCUCGCGCUUACAAAGGUUCUGGUGGUUUAGCGCGCAACGAUAAGAACUUUCCGGCUCUCGACGGUUCGGGACCAUCUCGACCGCCGCCGCAACGCGUCCCGCCGCCACAGACCGUGGCCGCCACACUACUGAGAAACUCGAAACCUAGCGUUUCUAUACAACUGCACAGUCAGCCGGCAAGCGCUAGCAACUUUCGUCUGACGCACACUAGCGGUAAUCGUAUAUCGAUACCGGCGGCGCGACGCCCACUAUCCGACGAUGACUUCCCAUCACUAGGACUCGCGAAAGACGACCAUCCCAGUAUCGGUGCAGGCUCUCUGCAGCCGCCUAAGGUAGCGUCAAUUAACAGCCAAGAAAUGAAUGCGCUCAGUCGAUCUCAACAAAAUUCCUCACAUUCACAACCUAAGAAAGUUCCACUUAGCUCUGAAGCGUUUCCAGCUCUAUCGUCCACGUCCACACCUGCCGCUCCACCACAAUGGAUCACUGUAUCAAAGUCAAAAGAGAAACCUAAACCUUCAAAACAGGAACCACCUCCACAACCAAGAGAACCAGCCUUCAAUCCUGUCGCAGACUUCCCUACUCUGCCCGCUAAUACAAAAGCGAAACCCAAGAAAACCCAACCCCAACCAACUCCAACCCCUGUUCAGAACGAAAACGCAAAGCCUAGUAAAAAGGAGAAGAAGAAGAAUAACGCCAAAAAGGAGAAUAUCUCUGAGGUGCCUUACGUGAACGGCGUGAUCGAUAAGAAAAUCGCUAAAGAGCUUUCGUAUGGUGCCAGCGUUAUAAAUAAUCAAACAACCGAUAGUAAAAAAAUUAAGACUGCGGAAACUUCGUCCAAUCUCACUGUUAAUAUUGAGAAAAACAAAAACGGUGGCAAUGGCGACUUCAAAAUGACCGCGAAAGAUUAUCCUCCUUUGAAUCCGAAGAGCGAUAACACAGUUCUUUAUGUACCUAAAGAAAAGCAGAUGAACGGAAGCAUCCCGCCUGGGUUUAAAGCGCGGCCUACAUGUGAUGGAAUGACAUUUACUAAUUCAUCCGGGCAGACGUUCUCAGCUCCGGUACAUACGUACAUACCUCCUCCGGAUUUCGAGCAAAGAAAUAGAGAUUUGGUUAAGAAAUUCACUGUGGCACUAGGUGGCGCCGCUGCAGUCGAAGAUUUCAAAGUAGCGUCUCGCGCAUUCAGAGACAGCAUAAUUGGUGCAGACGAGUUCUAUCAACAUUGUCGCAACGCUGUCGGGAGUCAAUUUGAUACUUUGUUCCCUGAAAUGGUCGCUUUAUUGCCGGAUAUAGCAAAGCAGCAGGAACUAGUGGUGGGAAGGAAUUCUCAAUUGGAAGUGUGUUCCACUUGUGGUCAGCUGUUGGCCGCAUCGGAUAGAAUCGCUCACGAUUCCGCACAUUGGCCCCCUCUAGCGGCUCGUUAGCUCAAAUUUCAUGUGUCGUGAUACUGCCACAUUUUAAGUGUACAUCAGCACAUUUAGAAGAAUGAUUGUGCUAUAUAUUUAUUUAAUGUUAAUAAAGACUACCUAGUAUGUUAGAAGUUAAAUAACUUCAGUAUAUUG